AACUCGUUAAACUCGUUUGAAGGAAGGUUUCAUGUUACCAUUCUUCUUAAUCACUCACCCGACGCAUUCUUCUUCUUCUUCUUCUUCGCAGUUUCUCACCAACGCCAACAAUGUCAGAUCCGAACCAGAUUUCGUUCGGUCAAGCCUUCUUGUGCAGCGCUUUCGCCGCUUGCUUGGCCGAGUUUUGUACUAUUCCUCUGGACACAGCUAAGGUCAGACUUCAGCUCCAAAAGAAGGGAGGCGUUGAUGAUGGAGUGGGUUCACCUAAAUACAGGGGCUUGCUGGGCACUGUUAAGACCAUUGCUAGAGAAGAGGGUAUAUCAGCUCUGUGGAAAGGCAUUGUUCCUGGUUUGCAUCGCCAAUGUUUAUAUGGGGGCUUAAGAAUUGGGUUAUAUGAUCCUGUCAAAACAUAUCUUGUUGGUAGUGCAUUCGUUGGAGAGAUUCCUUUAUACCAUAUGAUACUUGCUGCUCUGCUCACAGGUGCUUUGGCAAUAACAGUUGCUAAUCCAACUGACUUAGUCAAAGUUAGGCUUCAAGCUGAAGGUCAAUUCCCAUCUGGGGUGCCUAGGCGUUAUUCUGGUGCUAUUGAUGCGUAUUUAACUAUAUUGAGACAAGAAGGGAUAGGGGCAUUGUGGACUGGGCUUGGGCCUAAUAUAGCACGGAAUGCAAUUAUAAAUGCUGCUGAACUAGCUAGUUAUGAUAAAGUGAAACGGAUGAUUUUGAAAAUUCCAGGGUUCAUGGACAAUGGCUAUACUCACAUCUUAGCUGGCUUAGGUGCAGGUCUAUUUGCUGUCUUUAUUGGUUCUCCUGUUGAUGUGGUCAAAUCCAGGAUGAUGGGGGAUUCAACCUACAAAAGCACAUUUGACUGCUUUCUCAAGACUUUGUUUAAUGAGGGAUUUUUGGCAUUCUAUAAAGGUUUCCUUCCUAAUUUUGGUCGUGUAGGAGCCUGGAAUGUCGUUAUGUUUCUUACUCUUGAACAAGCCAAGAGAUUUUUUAGAGGAUAAUUGUUGUUACUCUUAAUGGUUGAGAUUCAUUAAGCAAAAAUAGAGUUCUUUCUCGGAUGAGUGCUAUCAGAUGGUCAACGGAUUUGCUACAGAAGAAAGGCCGCCUUUCUACAUUUGUUUCUUGCUUCUGCCAUGUGGAUGGAUGCCACGCUUCAUAUAUUCUUAGUCAAUGAAUAAACCGUCAAAUUGCCUUUGGUUGUUACCUACUUGUGCCAUGUGGAUGCUCGGUUCAACAUUCUUAGCCAAUGAAUAGACCGUGAACUUACAUUUACUUGAAAGGGCUGCACUGUACUGUAUCGAUGAUAUGUAUGCAUAUUUUUUUGGGAAAUAAGUUGUUCAUUUCCCAACUCAUUGAAUAGACAG
This is a messenger RNA of Abrus precatorius (Indian licorice), 1367 nucleotides long. Its product is annotated as mitochondrial uncoupling protein 2-like. Gene Ontology annotation, molecular function: oxidative phosphorylation uncoupler activity. Bases 111 to 1004 code for a protein of 297 amino acids. The record is from RefSeq and is a predicted model, not a curated record. Gene Ontology annotation, biological process: mitochondrial transport; mitochondrial transmembrane transport. Gene Ontology annotation, cellular component: mitochondrial membrane. The transcript is spliced from 9 exons. NCBI's taxonomy places the organism in Eukaryota, Viridiplantae, Streptophyta, Magnoliopsida, Fabales, Fabaceae.